Molecule: messenger RNA, 2328 nt
Organism: Acanthisitta chloris (rifleman)
Lineage: Eukaryota; Metazoa; Chordata; Aves; Passeriformes; Acanthisittidae
Gene: MEP1B
Product: meprin A, beta
Exons: 14
Biological process (GO): proteolysis
Cellular component (GO): membrane
Molecular function (GO): zinc ion binding; protein binding; metalloendopeptidase activity
Source: RefSeq, a predicted model, not a curated record
AUGUCAAAGCUAGAAAUAGAUGUAGAUGGAGGAAUUGACCAAGACAUCUUUGACAUCAAUGAAGCUUUAGGACUAGACCUUUUCGAGGGAGACAUCAAACUUCAUGGGAUGCAGGAACGAAACUCCAUCAUUGGUGACAAAUAUCGGUGGCCCCAUGUUAUCCCCUAUGUCCUUGAGGACACCCUGGAAAUUAAUGCUAAGGGAGUCAUCCUCAAGGCCUUUGAACAGUAUCGACUGAAAACCUGUAUUGACUUCAAACCUUGGAAUGGGGAGAAGAAUUACAUAUCUGUGUUCAAGGGAGAUGGCUGCUGGUCCUCAGUGGGAAACCAAAACAUGGGGUUGCAGCAGCUCUCCAUUGGACCCAACUGUGACAGGAUUGGAACAAUCCAGCAUGAGUUUCUGCAUGCCCUGGGAUUCUGGCAUGAGCAGUCAAGGUCUGACCGCGAUGACUAUGUGACCAUCGUCUGGGACCGGAUUCAGUCUGGUAAAGAACAUAACUUCAAUAAAUAUGAUGAUAAAACAUCAGACUUCCUGAAUGUUCCCUAUGACUAUAAUUCUGUGAUGCACUACAGCAAAACUGCAUUCAGGAAUGGCACUGAGCCCACCAUCGUCACUAACAUACCAGACUUCAUGGAUGUGAUAGGACAGCGAAUGGAUUUCAGUGAUUAUGAUCUCCAGAAACUGAACCAGCUGUACAACUGCUCCUCCUCCCUAAGUUUCAUGGACACGUGCAGUUUUGAACUUGAAAAUAUAUGUGGCAUGAUUCAAAGUUCAAAUGAUAGCAGUGACUGGCAGCGUUUGUCUCAGGUUCCUGCUGGGCCAAAUACAGAUCACACUAAUAUGGGAGAAUGCAAAGAUUCCGGCUACUUCAUGCAUUUCGACACCAGCACUGGAGCAGAAGGACAGACAGCUGCCCUGGAGAGCCGACUUCUGUAUCCCAAAAGGGGCUUUCAGUGCUUACAAUUCUAUUUAUAUAACAGUGGUCAUGAAAGUGAUCGGCUUUAUGUCUGGGUCAAGGAGUACACUUCAGCCUAUCCAAAUGGCACUUUGAGUUUCGUUGAAGAGAUAAAAGGUUCACCUGAGGCUUACUGGCAGCUCCAUCAUGUUUCUUUGCAUGUCACAAGUAAAUUCCGGGUCGUGUUUCAAGGCGUGAGAGGAAAUGGUUUAUCAAAUGGAGGCCUCUCUAUAGACGACAUCAACUUGUCAGAAACUCAGUGUCCCCACCACGUCUGGCAUAUCAGAAAUUUCACACAUCUCCUCAACACAAGUCCAGCAGGGGAAGCAGGAAAGAUAUACAGUCCACCUUUUUACUCUAGUAAAGGAUAUGCUUUUCAGGUCGCCUUGUAUGUAAAUGGUACCACUAAUAGCCCAUUUAAUUUAGGAAUAUACUUUUCCUUGAUUUCUGGAGCAAAUGAUGAUCAUUUGCAAUGGCCCUGUCCAUGGCAACAAGCUACCAUGACUCUGCUCGACCAGCAUCCUGAUAUUCGUCAACAGAUGUCAAAUCAAAGAAGUGUAACAACAGACCCUACAGAAUUAACAGGUUAGUCAAAACCAGACAUGCUGUCCAAUUAUUUUUGGGAUAGGCCCGGUAAAGUGGGAUCCACAGCAACUUUUCCCAAUGGAACUACAUUCAAGAGAGGUCCAGCAGUUGGAACAAGUGCAUUUUUAACUCAUGAGAGACUUAGAAGAUACAACUAUAUUAAAGAAGAUAGUGUUUAUAUUCUUUUAACAGUGGAAGAUAUAUCACAUCUACUCUUAACUCAGCCCACUACUGCUGCGACAGACAAACCUACCCCUACCCCCACCAACAAGCCCAUUCACACCACGACCACCACUGCACCCACCACCACCAGCAACGGGGUAGAAAAGCCAGAGACAGAGGUUCCGAAUUUCUGCUCAUACAACCCUUGCGAAAAUGAUGGUGUCUGUGUUAUAGUAAAUAGUGCACCAGUGUGCAGAUGUCCAGCAGGUUCAGACUGGUGGUACAUGGGAGAAAAGUGUGAAAGGAAAGGCUCAACUAAAGAAAAUACUGUAAUAGCUGUUUCUUCAUCCAUAGCUGUAUUUGUUGUUAUGCUUAUUGUCACUAUCACAACCGCAGUGUGCAUUAAAAAGAAAUACAAAAAUGGGAAGAAAACAAGGGAGAACAUGACUCUGGAAGAGGUCUACCCGAACAUGAAGAAAACAUGUAAAACUGCAUCCUCACUUUCAAUCAACCCAGUGAAGUUUUCAAUCUAUCAUGAUCCAAAUGUCUAUAAUAAAGGGAAGCUGGACCCUGUAUUUACAGGGUACCCAGCAGUUCUGAGUCCUGCUACAGCUGUCAGUCAGUAG